CAGUAUUAAUUUCAGUAUUAGAUGACCAUGGCCACAAAAUUGCUACGUAACUUAUCGCUGAUAAGCCGCGUCAAUCACACCAAAACAAUACACAACACCAUGAGUCGGCACCUUUCGGCCCUCCAGUCCGACACGGUUUUCUCAAUCCAAGAACUCACUCAAAAACUCACCAAGGAGAUGGGUUUCGGGGGCGGCUACUCCCCCAUGCCUUCCAGCCGCGCGCACCUCGUCCAGUACCUCCCCAAGAGCCAGAACGAUCUGCCCUCCCGUUCUAUGCGCGACAGCUACCUGGUGGCCCUCAUCCCCCUGUCCACCAACACGCGCCUCCAGGACAAGUACACUACCUUCUUAGGGUCCGUUCGCGUGGGCCGUUUGCUCGAAGACAUGGAUAUCUUCGCCGUCAUGGUCGCCCAGAAGCACAUCCUCAACCCCGACCUCCCGUCGGGUAUCCCGUCGCCGCAGACUUUGGUCACGGCGUGCGUGGACAGGAUCGACUUCAGCGACUUCGUGCCCAAACCCCACGAGGACAUCAAAAUGUCGGGACAUGUGAGCUGGGUGGGUCGUAGCUCCAUGGAAGUGGUGGUGUGGCUGGAGCAGAGUCGCUACGGCACGUGGCACCGCAUCACCAGGGCGCUGUUUCUCAUCGCCGCGAGGGACCCCACGAACGCGAGGGCGGCGGUGGUGAACCCCAUCGAGCCGGCGGAUGAGCGCGAGAAGAAGAUUCUAGCUGGAGGAGAGAAGAGGAAGGCGCUUCGAAUCGCGUCGGAGAAGCAGCACGUGUCCAAGGUGAUUCCCGACGGAGACGAGCAGAAGAUCAUUCAUGACUUGUAUAUGAAGACUAAAGCGAGCGAUGUAAGUUUGAAGAGUGUGAUGCUUCCUCCGGGGGGAGUGUGGAUGGAGGAUUGCGUUAUUUCGAACACGAUUUUCUCGCAACCGGAGAACAGGAAUCUGCACAAUACCGUGUUUGGAGGGUUCAUUAUGAGACAGGCUGCUGAGUUGAGUUGGGUUUUGGGGUUCAAGUUCAGCAAGUACCGGCCGAAAGUGAAGAGUAUAAGCGAUAUUAAGUUUAAUAAGCCGAUUGCGGUGAAUUCUUUGAUUCACAUGCACGCGUUCGUGGUGUUCACGCAUAUGCAGUACGUGCAGAUUACGGUAUACGUGGAGACUUUUGAUCCUCAGACGGGGGCCAGCGAAACCACUAACAUAGUGCACUUUACGUACGAAGUGCCGGAGCUCGUGAAGGAGGUAUACCCGCGGACGUACCAGGAGGCCAUGAUGUAUAUCGACGGGAGAAGACACUUUUUCGAAAUCAUGAAACCGGGGUCCUACGACGAAGGGAAUAUGCUGGAGGAGGAGGGAGGUGUUACCAAGAGUAAGCUUUAAGGGGUCGGGGUAAUUGUACGGGUGUUUUUUAUUGUGAUAUGUUUUUUAUGUAAUGUCGUUGAGUUAACGCAAGUUUGAUUCUUAUAUUUAUUGAUUUUUUAACAAAUAAAUGUGCUACAUCUUAA
Zophobas morio is the source of this 1505-nucleotide messenger RNA. Its product is annotated as acyl-coenzyme A thioesterase 10, mitochondrial-like. Gene Ontology annotation, biological process: acyl-CoA metabolic process. Gene Ontology annotation, molecular function: fatty acyl-CoA hydrolase activity. Gene Ontology annotation, cellular component: mitochondrion. Bases 22 to 1380 code for a protein of 452 amino acids. Lineage: Eukaryota; Metazoa; Arthropoda; Insecta; Coleoptera; Tenebrionidae. The record is from RefSeq and is a predicted model, not a curated record. The transcript has 4 exons.